CACGAUUAAGUGUCAUUUCCGAUAUCAAGAUGGCUUCUUACAUCUUUUGUUGUUGUCGUGACGGUGCUUUCGGUUCUGGCCAUGUUCAGUUGAAGGAACUGCCGUCUGUGAAAUUGGAUACCAGUUUUAUGGGAAAUGAUGUUGUCAUAGUAAAGAAUGGGCACAGGAUAUGUGGAAAUGGCGCUGCUCUGGCCAAUGCCCCAAUUGCACAGAACAAGGCUUACUUUGAAAUCAAGAUCCAGUGUACAGGCUCCUGGGGCGUGGGUUUGGCUACCAGACGGUGCAACUUGAACAAAACCCCACUGGGUACUGACGCAGAAUCAUGGGUCUUACGCCAAGAUGGCUGCAUGAAUCACAACCAGGAAGAGAAGGCUCGCCUACCAGAUGUACCCCAGGAGGGGGAUAUUUUGGGUUUAACGUAUGACCACAUAGAACUGAACUUUUUCCUCAAUGGAAAGCCAAUGGGUGUCCCAUUUAAUGGUAUCAAGGGAACCGUGUAUCCAGUGUUUUAUGUUGAUGAUGGUGCUGUUUUGGAUGUCCAGUUUGAGAAGUUCUACCACACACCCCCUGGUGGCUUUGAUGCAAUCAUGAUUGAGCAGUCCUUGUUGUGAUAACCCCCAGUGCUGUUUCCUGUGUCAUCUUUGGACUUUAACGGGGGUUCGCUGUGCAGGCGCAAAAUGAGUGGUUAUCAAAUUCUCAGAGAAAAGUUGAAAAGUUGUACUGUUUUGUUCAGAGGAAUGUUUUGCUUUUGAAAGUGCACAAAUUGCGUGAGGAAAGUUUACAAGUUUUAGCACAAUAAGUCAUAGCCUGGAUAUAUCACAGAGCUGUUACGUGACGCAAGGAUCUCUUUCUAAUCUUUGUAAUCCACACUUUGAUACAUAUAAUAAGUAUAGAAGAGUUAACUCACUCGCUGCUGUUCCAAGGCUGUAGGGAAUAGUGCCAGUGAACUUACUGAUCCUGAUCUAGACCUUGUAGUAGAAACAAGUAGUGUUAGUGAUUAAUCUGACAUUGAUCCUCUGACCCCAGGGCCAAGUACUGCCCUCCAAACCCCCUUAACCCCCCAUGCAAAUGUAAAAGGAAACAGACUGAAGUUCUAAACCCAGCAGGAGAUGGUACUGCCCCCUGUGAACCCUCCCCCAGUCCUAAGCACAAGUGAAAUUUCAUUUUUGUAAACAUAUUUGGGAAAGAUUAUUUUAAGAAUAACCAUUCAAAAUAUCUUUAAAAUACCUUUUGCUUCAUGCAGAAUAUUCAACUUUUUUUUUUUUUUUUUUACAUGUUAAGUUUCAUUGUUGGGUAGUGACUAAUAUCACAUUGUUUUUUUUUUUUUUAAUAGGUGCCAAAAUGUUGGCAUUCCUUAGAUGUUGAGUCAUAUAGUGUAUGGCAGUGAGUGAGUUAAAAGUCCAGAUUUGGAUUAAUGUUUAGAGUUCAGUGAAUAGAUAAUAACGGGCCUUUUUUUUUUGUAGAAAAAAGAUUUUAGCUUUUAAACAAUAAUCAUUUUCUACACUUCAUACUUUGCAUUAGCAAUUUGCUUCUUUUAUUACCUUUAUAUGCUUGUUCAAAAGAUAUAGAGUAGGCUCUCUGCACCAGCCAUGUUAUUUACUUUUCUUCAAGGCACACACUGCAUUUCAUACCAUUCAAAGGAUUUGUGAAUAUAAAGUGUGGAAUGAAACUAAACACGGGGGUAUGGAUAGGAGUGUAGAUUUAAUUUCUUUUAGUGCUCUUUGUUUUGUCUCCUUAGGUUGACUGCAUUUUUGCGUGGAUUUGAUUGUACAGUCAAAAUGGUCUUAGACAGCCACCCAUUGUCAGGAGAAAAGUGGCUGUCUUAGACAGGACUGAUCGAAAUGAAGAAUACAAACCAUUCCAUUUUUAGGUCCCAAUUGGAGGCAGUCGCAGGUGUAAGACUGCUGUAAAGCCCAUUACAAUGGGAGUUUUUUAUUCGGAGGGACAGCGAAAAGGGAGGCUCAUGGACGCUGUGAGUGUAAAAUCCUACAACAUGUAUCGGAUGAGGCAGGCAGUGUGCAAUGCAAGGGUAAAAACAAAAGGAUAUGUGUUAGACAAGGAGAACCGAGUUUUGUGGUGAAACAAAAAAUGGGUUGCCUUAAUUUUUCUUUUUUUUUCAACUUUUUUGCUUUCUUUUUGCUGUUAAGACUAAAAUCUGUCUUUACUGUGGUUAUGAUAUUGUAAGACUUUGAAAGCUGCAGAAAUUCACAGCUUUGUGUUUAUUCAUGGAUGUUGUAAAUUCUUUGAAAUAGAAUCUUGUGAAACGUAUCUUUUUUGUUUUAGCAAAGUAAUGAUCUAAGUUAUGAUAAUUUGCAUUUGUUCUUUUUUCAUUUCCUGUGCUCAAUGGGUAUUACAGUGACAUUCAGAUAUAAUGAAAUUGUUGGCUCCAACCUUUUAGUUAGUUGGAUCCAAGUAUUUGUUAAAAGAAAGGUGUGAUUUGUGUGAGCAUUUUUUUGAUUGAUAAUAGUUAUUCUAUGGUCUUCAGUUCUGAAUGUGACCUGAUGCAAAUAAAAACGGAAAGAGGCAACGGGGCCCAAAGUGCUUGCUUAUAUGUGUGGUUGCUUCCCUUGGUACAACCCCGUAACAAUAGGACUGGGCUCAUGUUGAGUUUUUGGUGUGAACUGCACUAGAACUUAAAAGUCCAACUUCAACAUCAAGUACAGGUGUUGUCUCUUCAGCCUACAUGUUUCUUGGUCCAUGGCUAUUCUUAUCAUGUCCUUGUCUAUAAAAAAAAAGUUGGCAGAAAGUUUGUUGCAAUGCCAUGUUCACUACAAAAUCUGCUCUCUUUUCACGCUUUGUCGAUGUCAGAAAUACAGAUCAGUUUGGUUCAAAACAAGAAUCAUUUAAUUUUAAUUCUCUUUGUUGCUGAACCGAAGACGUCCCAGGAAAGGACUGGAUUAAAAUUGAAAAGUAUACUACCAUUAUAGUGCCACGGUGUCUAAUGGGAUACCAAAACGCAUGCUGUGUAAAAGUGUGUUUUUGUUCAAAUGCAUGUCUGUACCAAAUGAUGGGUAGUUUCCUGUGAUUCGCAUAAUAUAGUGUAGGGUCUAAGUCUAUAGGGCUUGUUUUGAUUCUAGCUAUAGUUGAAUCCGAGUUUGCUUUAAAUGAGUUUCACUGUAUUGCUGUACAUUUGUCUUCCUGACAGUUUAAGUACCUGACACACAUUUUAUUGUUAGUGAUAUUAUUAUAGUCUUUAUGUUACUUUCUAAAGUGAUUAAAUGAUAAUUAGACAAUUUUAAUAGAGUUGUGAUUAAUGGAAAGUUUUCUUUGGUGUUGCGUAAAAUUAUUGCAUUUAUGAAGAAGAAUUGUCAUAUUGAUUCCCUAUUUAAUUGUAAUUGUUAUACUCUGUCCAUACUUUGAGAUUUGAAAGUCGCCCAUGACCAAUUCAUGACUAUUUACACCAGUGAGAGGACUUGGCUUGUAUGGUGCAUAUGUGACCGUUAGGAAAGAGAACAGUCCACUCCCUCCUUAAAUAGACCUGACUUUCCCUGACUUAUUCUUUUAUUUGUCUGAUAAUUUAACCUGCUAUUUAGACCUCUGUGGUAUGCACAAAUUCUUCUUAAUAUAUAUGGAAAGACCACAGACUUACAACUCAAUUGGUGCCAACAGGUGACUCUGUGUUGAAAGCUGUGAUGUUUUGCAUACAUGAUGGACUCGUGGAAGUUUGGGGUUCAAAUCUGAACUAACCCCUUCAUUUUUUAUUUCACUAGCGCCAUGUGUGUUGCAGUGGACAUAACCUACAUUAGACUGAGAAAAACAAGAAAGCCAAAAAAUGGCUGACAUGAGGACAUUGAUUGUGUAUCUGUGAUGCAACAGAUCCAUGUGUGAAAUCCAUUACCAGCUAAACAAUUUUCCUCAUGUUUUUUUUUUUCUCUUCCUGUCAGGGGCUUUGAGUUAGUUUGUACUAUUGUUUCACUGUCUUUAGAACAUUCACACGAUCGAUUUUCCAAAGAUAUAGUUUAGAAUGUUUUUGUUUUAAUUUUACUGACAUAAGUUUGUGGAACAAGAAGAAGUAUUUUAUUUACAAACCUCACUCAGCUAGUGUGAAGGAAGGAGCUUGUUUUUAAGAAUGUUAAAUGGGCAAAUAGAAAAGCCAUCUUCAUUUCACACAAAGUGAAAUCAGUUUGCAUAUUUUAGAUCUAAUUUAUGAACAUAAAGGUUUAUUGUUGAAUGUGAGGAAAAUAGAAUACAUGAUAAAAUCUAGAAAAGCAGUUAACCCUAAUUGUAAUCUGAUAAGCAAAGAUGAAAAGAUCAAACAAGUUCAACAGUUUAAAUAUCUUAGAUGUAUCAAUACAUCUGAUUCCAAAUGUUUCACUUAAGUAAAACAAAGAAUCACAAUAGUUAAUUAUAACUUCUAUAAAACGAGUCCAAUCUUGAAAAGAUAGAAACUUCUCUAUGAUCAUUAAAAUAAGGGUUCUAAAAAGCUAUGUUUGAUCAACCCUUCUGUAAGGUCAUGAAUGUUGGGCAGUUACCAAAGAUAGUGAAAAUAAAAUGGAAGCGACAGAAAUGUGUUUUUUUAGGAGAAUUUCUUGGACUGAAAAGAAAUCAAACGAUGAAGUACUUAAAAAGCUCAUGUGGGCCACUCAUUAGUAAGAACAAUCACGUAGAGACAAAUUUUGUUGUUUCCAGGAUAUUUGAUUCGACGUAAAGGUUCUGAUCAUCUUGCUCUCGUUGAAAUAAUAAAAGGCAAAUGAGGCAGGGAUGGACUUUCAGAGAAACAUAUUUGGGAAGCCUGAACCAGUGGGUGAUGGGGAAACAAUAUGAUGAUUUAUACGAAUUUUGAGAACAUCUGAGUAGAAAAGUAAAUAGAGUCUGAGAGCCACAAUCGCUGAUCUCAGUUUCAGAUCUGGCACUUUAUGAUGAUGAUAAUUUUUUCUCUCAGCCAAAUGAACGUAGCCCAUUUUGAUUGUCAAGUUACUUACUUGAAUUACAUUUCUUUUGUCAUAGAAUUACAUUUCUUUUAGAAUUACAUUUCUUUUGUCAUAGAGCUAUUUUGUCUUGCCGUGAUUUGAGUUUGAAUAGUUUUUUCUGUUUAUGAGGGGAAGAGUUUGUAAGUACAGAAUCUGAGCGAAAUUGAACCCAGUUGUCUGUUAUUCUUUGUUUUGUUGAAUAUUUAUUUUACAUAUACUUCAAAGCGUGUUCAUGGCCGACUCGAAUGACUGUAUAUCUCUGCUUUGUAUACAAUGGUUGGAAAACUAGAGACUUUUUUGCACCUUCACUUGUCAUGUAGAAGCAUAGUUGGUAUCAUGUUGGACUGUGACAUGGUUCAAAUCCAGAGUAGAGAAUUCUUGAAUAAGGGUUAUUUAAGUUUUCAUGGCUCUCUGUCUUUUAACUUUUACCAUUUUUGCUGUCCGGAAAAAGGUGUCUAACAAGAAAAAUCAGCUUGAGUAAUUUUUGCUCUAAGAUAUAAGAGAUAUGAUGUAUAUUUUUUAGUCAGAACAUGGUUCGCUUGCGGACCAGACUGAAACUGCUAGCGGGCCAGAUUUUGCUAGCAAGCUGUAGUUUGCCAAUGUCUGGUUUAGAUAAUCAGUAAUAUGAGAUGGAUAUGGAAAGGUUUGGAAGGUGGGUCUUUUCUUUUUGUCUUAGGUUAAGUCUGAUGAACAGAAAUUUUGAUACUAAUGAAGGUAACUUUGAUUGGUUUGUUUUCCAAUGAGUUUAUGUUGGCUUGCUGCUUUAAUCUACAUGUUGCUUAAAAAAAUUUUUGCUUCUUAGACUUUUAAAUUUAUGUCCUGUUUCUGUGAAAGCAUAUACUUAGUAAUAAGAUAACGUGUAUGGAACACGGAUGACCUCAUAUAGUUUUUAAUUUUGUACAGUGACAUUUGUGACAUUUAUAGGAGUUUGUUUUCAGAAGGCGAUCUGAGCUUUUAAUUUUAAAAAAUCAAACGGUGUAUCUUAUGUAUUUAUUUAUCUAUUUUUUCACAUAGAGCCUUAUGUAAUCACAGUAUAAGAAUUAUAUUUUGGAAGGUGAUGGUGUAUUAGAAAUGACUAGUAAGUUGUUGUUGUGCAAAAACUUUGUAUUUUUUCUUUUAGCAGGCAUGCAUAAGCUUUAUUUUUCUGUCAUGUGGCAACUGUGCCAUCUGAUAUGGUCUUGAACUGUUGUCAUGCCUGUGUCAGUGUGUCAGAGAAAUGCUGAUGAACAUGUUCACCUCUCUUUGCUCACCUUUCUUUGUUAACUCUCAUUGCUCACCCCUCCAGACACAUAAACAAUCUAAAGUGUGUUGUGGGCGUAAAACAUUUACCACAAAGGAUUGUUCCCUUUUUUUGUUCAUUUCUUAUUAUUCACACAGGCAUUGUUCUUCCCUUAUUGCUCACUUUCUUUGUUCGCUUCUCAUCCCCCCCUCCCUUACUCAUCCCUCAUUGUUUGUCUCUCUUUCUUUGUUCACUUUUUUGCUGUGCAGCUAGACAAAAUUAGUUCUCUCUCAAACUCCAUUUGAGUCAGUUCAGAAAAAGGAGACAUUUUGAAGUGGACUAAGUUAAAAUAAUGAUUGCUAGGAAAUCUUUUAUCUCACUUUUGACAUAGGGUAUUUCCUUAGCCCUAAAUGUACAUGCUAGUGGAGGUCUGCAAGACGGCCAGAUUUUGUUUGGUUUAGCCAGGUUUUCAGUUUAAAGAGGUUGCUGAAACUGAAGUAAAAAUUAAAGUUUUGGGGAUUUUAUUUUCUUUCGGUUAGAUCUACAGCUGUUUCCGGAUGAAUUUUGUAUGAUAAGCAAACUCCACUGUAUCUUUAUGCACAUGAGAUUCCCUUUUACUCAAACAAAUACCUUUGUAUCAAAGUGUCUUGACUCUUUGAACUCAAAUUUAGAGUGUCCACUGAAUUUUGGUUAGUUGCCCAGAUUUUGUUGUAUUGUUCUUGAUGAUGCCAGUGUAAUAUAACCUGUGUGUACUGUUCUUGAUUCCAUCUGUCUGGUGCUUCCUCAUAACAAUAACAUGACCAUGAUUUCUGAAGUGAUUGUUGUGGAAAUCAAAUACUCUAUCUAUAAACCCAUUGUAGUAAUUAACUUCUUUGUGGUUUGUUGGUAACUUUCAUGGGAACAUGUACUGUGAUGAAAGCUGUGACAUCAAACCAGUGGGGUCUUUGUGAUUCAUGUUGAGUGUGGCCUUGGCGUAGCGAAUAUUGCAGAUGAUUGGAGGGCUCCUCUUGUUGAUUCUACUUCUUUGCUCUCUCUGUUUGUUCUGUCCAUUUAUCUUGCUUGCACCCCCCUCUUCUCCAGUUCACGCCAUCUGUAGAUUCAGGAAUAAAAUUAAUGGUGCAGGGGCACUUAACAGUCUACCAUGGUAUUUCUGUUUUACUUGUCGUCGGUCUACCACCAGACUAGUCUGACAACUUUUAUGUGAUAGUCCACUGUAUGGUUCACAAUACUAAACAUUUUCCCCUGUUUGUUUAAACUUUAUACAGGCUUGGAGCUGUCACUUGCGGUAUUAAAGAUGUUUCGUCGCGGGUUGCCCCUGAUUUUUUUAAAGUACGUGUAAUGCAUCAGGAUGUUGGAGUAAUAGUACAAAAUUAGCCUUCGCAACGUUAUGAUAGAAUGCAUUAUUGCAGUAGACUGUCAAGUGGACUGGCACUGUGUAGGUUAGGUAAUCAUGUCGGUUGGGUCCUCCCCUGCUGGUUGUUCUCUUUACUCAAGUCACUUGCAAAGUCACUUUUAGAAUAGCCUGAUCAGAAGCAUUGGUCCACUCUGAAUGAGGUAAGAUUCCUGUGCUAAAAUUCUGCAAAGGCUGUUGCUCUAAUGUCAUUAUGUCCACUGUGGGUCUAUAUGAUCUGCACAGUAAAUGUAUGUCAUGUAACUUUUUCAAAAUGAAAAGAGCCCCCCCCCCCCCCCCCCUAAAAAAAAGUCGAGACUAUUUUAACAUUUUCAAAAUCGAAUUCAUCAGCUUCAAUCUCAUUACCUGCAUUACCUGGGCUGCAUGAUACAUUUUCAUGUUUUAAGUGUAUGAAUUGGUUUUGGUUUUGGUUUUUUUGUUCCCAUUAAUUAUUCUGUAUUCCUGAGAGAUAAAAAGUGAAAGAUAAAUGCACCAUAAAUGAAUCAUCUUCCUUUUCAUUUGGGCAUAUGUUUUACUGCUCAGUUUUCAACAUUUGUUCUUCUUACAGGACAGGUAUGAUCUUCCAUACUGUUCAAUUGUAAUGUACUGGUAUAUGCAAAACAGUAAACCAAAGACUCAGGCCAAUCCUGUAAGUAACACUGACUGAUUUUAUGACCACUCGGCUUCCUGUUUUGGCUAUUUUCAUAGAUUACUGGUUAAAACAGCAGUUAGACAUGGAUGGCUGGUGCCUCUAUAAAUAAUUAUUAAUGAUGAUGGUUAUAGAAUGCUCUUGUUUCUGUGACUAGAAAAUGAGUAUAUCCAAUUUUUGCUUUGCCCAUCUGAGUGGGAUGUUACAUCUCUGCAGAUGGAGAAAGAUAAUUGAUAAAACGAUUUCCCCAUAAGGGAAUCAAACUUGCACGGUCUUAAUGCAACGGGAAGAAUUCAAGCAUUUGACCACAGAAACUGGUGAUAUUUGAAAUUGUUACACUUACCGGCACUGAAAUAAUAUUUUCAGUCAUGUAACAACAGACAUGGAAACCCACGCUUAUACUCUUCUUUUGAUCGUUAUAAAGUUUCCAUUUCUAUAAAUGAAAGUUGUCUUUGUUAUUAUAACUUAUUUACAAAUUUGGCAUUAUUCUCUGGUAAAAGUAAAACUUUUUGACCUCGUAAUCGUUGAGGUUGUGAGUAUGUAAUCAAUAACUGUCAAGCCUUUGUGUUUCAACCAUUCCUUUUUCCAUUUCGAUUUUAGCUAUCUUACUGGAAUAUAUCUAUCAUCUAACAAAUUUAUUUGCUAUUUCUGUAUCAAAUUUAUAUUUUGUGUCCUUUUGAAGAGUCCUCUUUCUUUUUGUGCGAUGUUUUCGUGUUGUUAUGUAAGUUUGUGAGUUGGGAUGUGUUGGUUUGUGCACAUAUAUGAUGUGUCUAUAGUGUGUAUGCUUGUGUGAUCAUAUGCUGGUAUACAUGCUUUUUUGUCUGUGAAUUUGUAUGAAAAUGCAUGCCUGCUUUCUCUGUACAAUGAGAUCUGCAUUUGAAGAAAACACAAUGAUUAGUUUGUGUAUUUAUUUAAAGCUUGAUAUGAAAUGGAAUGUUGCAAUGUCAGAUGGAAUAUUUUCUUGAGCUGUUGCUCAGGUUGAAGAGAUUGUUUAUUUUUUUUGGUGUGUGAGACGGUUACAACCCACCCCCUCCCUGACACACACAUAUUCGAUAUGAAUGUGUAAGAAAUGUAUUUCUAUCCCUAUUGGUCUGUGGAGUUGGCAACUUUGUUUUCUCUGACAAAUCUCAAGUUUUAUUUGGUGCAAAAAAAAGCAUUAGUAAUCCAAUAGAAUUGGAAACAUUUGCUGAUGGCUUAAUUGUGUUUAUUGUUUUCAAUGACAUUUUCAAGUCUUAUAUGUUUGAUUCUUACAUGAUAGACCAUUCCUUGAAAUUGUAUGGUACAUGUGGUUGAAAUGACAGAAGUUGUUGGGUUUGGUGGCUUCACAAAGUGCAAUAAUCUCUUGUUUGUCUUUUGUAAUGUGCUCUGGGUAUGGAAUGGCUGAUCUCAAAGCUUUAAAAAUAAACUAUUUUAAUUUGAGGACCUUGGAAAAAAAAUGUUCAUUCUCUAUUGGCUAUAAUGAAGUAAUGGUUUUAACAAUGAUCUCAAAGAAAAUAACAUUGGGACUUUGACUUUUAAUUAAGAAAAAAACUUUAUUGUGCGUUCAGUCAUGAAGACAGGUUUCUGACAUUUGUUGGUCCCAGGUUCUUACUUGAAUCAGUUGGUCUAUCUUCACUUGAUUCUUAUUUAUGUAAACUUCUCUCAGUGCUAUAUUGAAUCAUUGAAAGGCAGAUGUUAACCUAUUUCAUCCUUUGCUGAAAUAUUUUUAGCACUGAUAAAAUUAAAUUAACUGAAAACUUACAUAAUUUAGUGCCCAUUACAUUUGUGUGUACAUAUGUGUACCUGUGAUUUGUAUUGCAAAUUUUUAAUACUAUGUUUAUAAUAUGAUCUGUUACAUCAUCGUCAGCAUAUUAUUAUUGUUGUUAUCAUCAUCAUUUGGUCCUCUGAAUUAUCACCGCCAACUCUUGUAUGUAUGUGAAGAGAAAAACCUGGCAGGCAUCUUUGAGCCUUGUGAGUCUCUAUUCAACAGCACACUUUACUUUAGAGAAAGGGUUCUGAAACAAGGGGGCCAAAAGUUUUGUUUGUGUAAGUGAACAAUCAAAUUCUUCUCGGUCAUGGUUUUUUUUUCCACUACUUCUUUUGUGUAUAUAUAUAUAUAUAUACACACAUGUGUGUGUAUGCAUAUAUAUGUAGGCAAUUUUUAUAGAAGAAUUUUACCUUUGACUCUUAAUGAUGCUCAUGUAAUAUAAUAUAUGUACGACAUAUAUAUAUAUAUACAUAAAGAGAGGUGGAAUUGAAAGUAUAUAUGUAUCUUUGUUGCCAAGAGAGAGGUGUGCUAACUAAAAUUUAUUCUUUGUUAUUUAGUCAGUUUUAUUAAAUUGCUUGAAGUUGUAUGUGAUAAGAUUAAGACAUUCAUAGAAAUAUUAUUCCAUCAAAUUGCCACGCUUGUGUAAACAUGUCAUGUUGUUAAAAUAUUGUUUGGUCAAGUUUCCAUCUUGGUUCGUCCUAAUCACUAAAUAUUUAAUGCUUCAUGAUGAUCCAUAUUACACGUAUUAGAAUUACGAUUGGUCAUCAUUAUUAUUUCAGUUUUUUGUUAUUGUUACCCUCCUUACUAUUAUCAUCAUCUCAUCUCUAUUAUUAUAUGCACUAUCAUACUCACUUGUAAAAGAAACUUGUAAAUGUAAUAAAGUGAAGUAAAACAAAGGC
Messenger RNA from Aplysia californica (California sea hare), 10814 nucleotides. RefSeq names its product SPRY domain-containing protein 7. The transcript has 5 exons. Lineage: Eukaryota; Metazoa; Mollusca; Gastropoda; Aplysiida; Aplysiidae. Bases 30 to 611 code for a protein of 193 amino acids. Gene Ontology annotation, molecular function: protein binding. The record is from RefSeq and is a predicted model, not a curated record.